Molecule: messenger RNA, 777 nt
Organism: Glossina fuscipes
Lineage: Eukaryota; Metazoa; Arthropoda; Insecta; Diptera; Glossinidae
Exons: 2
Coding region: 87-527 (146 amino acids)
Source: RefSeq, a predicted model, not a curated record
AUGAGAUCCUCUUUAAAAAGGUGUUCAAAUACUUGUUUGGGCGCUCGCAUUUUGCGAAUCUAAAUAACGUAAUACUGACUGACAAUAUGGCUGAUGUUAAUGCAAUUCCAUUGCGUACAUCGUCCGGUAGUGCUCCAGCUUCAUUAAAAAGAUUAUCGUCGAUACGUCAAAAUACUAUUGAUUUCUUGAUUGAAGAUGAAACGGAUUUCGUGAUGCCUACGGAAAGGCCAAGAUUGUGGUCUACGAAAUGUCAAGACGAUGGCCAAGCUUAUAUACGUUAUUUCUCAGUAGGACCCAGUACGUAUCAUAUUCGUUGUCCGUUGUGUAAGCAGAGAUCAGAUGCUGAAAUUGUUCAAAUGACUGGUGCUUUGGGACAACUGAGUUGUUUAUUAUCAACCUUAUCAUGUUGUUUUCCGAUAUUCUCACUCUCCUUUGUUUACUUGUGUCUGCAGAGUCGAUUGAAGAGUAAACGUGUCUUUUGCAAUAAGUGCGGUGGGCAUUUAGGAUUUUAUUAUAGGCCCACAUGAGUUUAGUAAAAGUUUAUUUAAAUUAUUUCUAAGCAAAAUUAUUUCUGCGCUUAUAUAAAAUGCUCCUUUUUUUAAAUUUUUUAUUUGUUACUCAUUCAUUAGAAAUACAUUUCAUUGUAUGUCUCGUAUCUAUCGCUUAUUAUUAAAUGAGAUACAAUUUACUGGUAAUCAUGAAACUUUUGAAUCUGUGUGUGAUCAUUUAAUUUGUUAUUGUUGAGUGUGCGUACGACUAUAUAUAUAUAUAUAUAUA